UCCUUUUUUGCUGACACCGUCCGGACCUAACGAAAAUCCCAACUUUCUCAGAUCGAUCGGGCACACAUGAGGGCGAAAUUUUGAGUGACGUUGGCAGUAAAUCUUGAAAUAAAUAUUUUCUCGCCACGAUCGCACUGAUUCUCUUUUACAACAUGGCGUCCGGGUUUCUCUAGCAUGCAGUAAACGCAAUAAAUCAUAGGUAGGAGUAUUAUUCGGCCGACAGAAGAACGUUUUCUGCGUGGUUCUCUCGCCGCGGCUAUGGCCGCCAUUUUGCAUAAUAAUGAGUAAACUGAUACCUCCAAUUUUAGUUAUGACCCUAGCUGUUGGAAGCAAACUAAAAAUAAUGUUACCCACAGGACACGCAAGAAGACACCAGGUCGAUAGCCGUUGGUCUUGGCUCGUCUGCUUCGCUGCAGUGAUAACUGAAGGAUUCUUCUUAAGUUUUACGAACUCUUUUGCUGUUGUGCUGCCCGUCUUCAUGCAGGAAUAUAACGAGACACGGCAGAGAGUCGCUUGGAUGGGGUCAGCGGCCUGGGCUUUAAGUUUCGCGGGCUUACCAGUCUCUGCCCCGCUGUGCGCGCGUUUUGGGUGUCGUACUAUCGCCACCGUGGGGGUCCUGACAUGCGCACUAGCCUUGAUCGCCUCGUCUUUCGCGCGCUCCCUCAAUCUGCUGUACUUCACAUACGGGAUCUGCUAUGGCGCAGGCACCAGCUUGAUCCAUUCAUCGAACAUGAUGUUCGUCACCGCGUCCUUCAAGCGUCGGCGCGCAAUGGCUACUGGGUUCGUUGCUGCGGGGCCGUCGCUGUUCAUUCAAGGGACUGGUCCGAUGACAGAGUAUGUGACGUCAGAGCUUGGGUGGCGCGUCAUGUAUCGGAUUUUAUCUGCUUCGUCAGUGAUCUUGCUAUUUUUAGUUGCAUUCAGUUACAAUAAUGCGAGUGUACACAACAAACACGAAGGAACCGGAAGUGACGUCACAGUCGCCAAAAAGUGUCUGACAUCUGCUGACCGCAGUGAGGGCGUUACUGGUGAGGAAUUUGAACUAACAAAUGAAGUCGCGGAAACUAUAUCGCUUGCGCAUGGGAACUGCCCUCAAACAACCGCUGACCGCAGUGUGGGCGUGUCUGAUAGUGCAUGGUGUGCACGUUGCAUUCGUGUUGAUUGCUCGUUCUGGGCGGUUCCGUCAUACACUAUCGUCAUAUUGUGUAUCACGCUGGAAGGAUUCGGGGCUUAUACGCCAUAUUUCCAUUUGGUAAAGCACUGCGAAGAAGUCGGCCUCACGUCAAAGUCGGCUACUUCUCUUUUUAUUCACAUAGGGAUUAGCUCCUUGGUCGGUCGAUCGGUCAGCGGUCCACUUAAUGACGCGCUUCACAAAACUCCCAUGAUGCUUCACCAGCUAUCCAGUCUUUUGAUCAGCGGUUGUAUGCUGCUUAUAUGGCUAGCGCAUGAUUACGUCACGUUCUCUGUGUUCGCCGUUCUGUAUGGUUUCGGGAAUGGCGUUGGCUUGACAACUAUGUUUCUGCUGUUGCUCAAUACAGUAAAGCCGUGUCAUCGAGCGCUCGCGUUCGGUAUCGGGGAAUUUCUUCACUCUAUUGGUUGCAUGCUUGGUCCAGGCUUCGUGGGUCUUGUUGCAGACAAAGCAAAUUCGUACAUACCAGCUUUCUACAUGUCUGGAGGAAUAGUUCUGUUUGCAGCACUUAUCCCGAUACCUCUUUGCUUCCGCAAGAAGGUACAAACGAACGAGGAGAUUGCGCCGAAAUUGGAGCAAGUACUAAUUGAUUACAAUCAACCGCAUGGAAACACAAAAGAGACAGUUUUGUGAAGGUCGUUAAACAGAACAACAUGAGCCUAAUUCUUUGCCGUGUUAACGCUGUGUGGUGUGAACGAACUUCCACAAGUUACCACUCCACGUGAGAAAAAGCAAAUUCCUGCUAUUCACAGGGGGACGCCUUCUCAGCAAAAUUCCAUGUGACGGUGCGGACAGAGAGUUGUAACAAGCUAGUGUUGUGCGACCUUUUGAGAGAGGAGUGUGCGACUGUCUGAAUGUGAAAUUGCAAAAAAUGGUCUGUAAUUUGCGAUUGAUAAACCUCCUUCCAUUCUUAGGCCAAUACCAUCAUCUACUCGUGCAGUAAAGAGCUUUCUAUAACAAGUCUUCCUUAGUUCAAAAUCAUCUACUCGUACAGUGAUUUCUAUAACAAGUCUUCCUUAGUUCAAAACCAUCUACUCGUACAGUAAAUAGCUUUCUAUAACAAGUCUUCCUUAGUUCAUUACCAUCUACUCGUACAGUGAAGGGCUUUCUAUCACAAGUCUUCCUUAGUUCAAUACCAUCUACUCGUACAUUGAUUUCUAUAACAAGUCUUCCUUAGUUCAAUACCAUACCCUGAAGAGCUUUCUAUAACAAGUCUUCCUUAGUUCAAUACCAUACACUGAAGAGCUUUCUAUCACAAGUCUUCCUUAGUUCAAUACCAUGUCUCGUGCAGUGAAGAGCUUUCUAUAACAAGUCUUUCUUAGUUCAAUACCAUCUACUCGUAAUAAUCUGGCGGGAGGUUUUUUUAUUAUUAUGAUAAGUAAAUAAAGAAAUAAAUAAAUAAAUUGGAGUAGCUAAUCACUUUCAUUACAGCUGGGAAGCUGAAUUACGAGAGCGCAGAUUCAGACGUGGUCGAGUUGAAGGCAUAUAGGAAGGCGCCUCUAGCAGCCGACAUACAACUCAUGUCUGACCACGGAUCACAGCUAAGAUCGAAAUUGUUGGUUUUGUGGAGGGAUAAAAACCGGAGAAAAACCUUCGGAGAAAAGGCGAGACCAACUAACUCUACUCACGUCGGAACCGGGAAUCGAACCCGGAACCCAGUGGUGAGAGGCGCAGGCACUACAAAGCGACGGGAAAACCUGUGGUGAGAGGCACAGGCACUACAGAGCGACCGGGAAACCUGUGGUGAGAGGCACAGGCAGUACAGAGCGACGCUCUGCCAACUGCGCCACCUAGGCUCCCGGUGUAUUACUAUCAUCACUUUUAUAAUUGUUGAUAAGAAUUAUUGUCAAUAAAUCAAUUCACCACC
This is a messenger RNA of Nematostella vectensis (starlet sea anemone), 3053 nucleotides long. RefSeq names its product monocarboxylate transporter 2. Gene Ontology annotation, molecular function: transmembrane transporter activity. Gene Ontology annotation, biological process: transmembrane transport. NCBI's taxonomy places the organism in Eukaryota, Metazoa, Cnidaria, Anthozoa, Actiniaria, Edwardsiidae. The record is from RefSeq and is a predicted model, not a curated record. The transcript has 4 exons. The coding region runs from base 281 to 1819 and encodes 512 amino acids.